Molecule: messenger RNA, 422 nt
Organism: Drosophila novamexicana
Lineage: Eukaryota; Metazoa; Arthropoda; Insecta; Diptera; Drosophilidae
Gene: ND-B8
Product: NADH dehydrogenase [ubiquinone] 1 alpha subcomplex subunit 2
Exons: 3
Coding region: 61-348 (95 amino acids)
Source: RefSeq, a predicted model, not a curated record
GGCAACUCUCUAUACAGUUCAUAUUUGAUUUUUGACAGCUUAUCACAAUAUUCCGCUGAGAUGCGUAUAAGUUUAGCCAGUUUUGCUGCUUUUACGGCUAAACUAAAGGAAGUGCGCAUAAUAUUAGAUCCAAAAUGUGAUGCUUCCAAGGGCGCCAGGGAAUAUAUUGAGAAAUUUUAUCCCAAUCUGAAAAGAAACAAUCCCAACUUGGCCUUUUUGGUAAGAGAAUGCGCCGGCGUGCAGCCGAGACUAUGGGCACGCUAUGGCAAAGGCAAGGAAGUCUCAAUCUCGCUGAGAAACCAAUCCGCUCCAGACAUACAGAAGCACUUGGAGGCGGUUGGCAGAUGAAGCGACCAGAAGAGUACAGAGUUGUAUUAUGGCAUCAAUUGUAGGCUAAAUUAAAGAGAGUGAAUGCUAGUAAC